Messenger RNA from Tupaia belangeri chinensis (Chinese tree shrew), 6491 nucleotides. It is a transcript of the gene HECW1, whose product is annotated as HECT, C2 and WW domain containing E3 ubiquitin protein ligase 1. The record is from RefSeq and is a predicted model, not a curated record. Lineage: Eukaryota; Metazoa; Chordata; Mammalia; Scandentia; Tupaiidae. Gene Ontology annotation, molecular function: protein binding; ubiquitin protein ligase activity. Gene Ontology annotation, cellular component: cytoplasm. The coding region runs from base 34 to 4842 and encodes 1602 amino acids. Gene Ontology annotation, biological process: ubiquitin-dependent protein catabolic process; protein ubiquitination; regulation of dendrite morphogenesis. The transcript is spliced from 28 exons.
AGGAAUUGAUGCGCGUACUCGUGGUGGGUCAUUAUGCUGCUGCACCUGUGUAGUGUGAAGAAUCUGUACCAGAACAGGUUUUUAGGCCUGGCCGCCAUGGCAUCUCCAUCUAGAAACUCCCAGAGCCGACGCCGUUGCAAGGAGCCACUCCGCUACAGCUACAACCCUGAUCAGUUCCACAACAUGGACGUCAGGAACGGCCCUCACGACGGCGUGACCAUUCCCCGCUCCACUAGUGACACGGACCUGGUCACCUCAGACAGCCGCUCCACGCUCAUGGUCAGCAGCUCCUACUACUCCAUAGGGCACUCGCAAGAUCUGGUGAUCCACUGGGACAUAAAGGAGGAAGUGGACGCAGGAGACUGGAUUGGCAUGUACCUCAUCGAUGAGGUCCUGUCUGAAAACUUCCUGGACUAUAAGAACCGUGGAGUCAAUGGUUCACAUCGGGGCCAGAUCGUCUGGAAGAUUGACGCCAGCUCUUACUUUGUGGAACCUGAAACUAAGAUCUGCUUCAAAUACUACCACGGAGUAAGUGGAGCCUUGCGAGCUACCACCCCCAGUGUCACAGUAAAAAACUCAGCAGCUCCCGUUUUUAAAAACAUUGGCUCUGAUGAGACUGUCCAAGGGCAAGGAAGUCGGAGGCUGAUCAGCUUCUCCCUCUCAGAUUUCCAGGCCAUGGGGUUGAAGAAAGGGAUGUUUUUCAACCCGGACCCUUAUCUGAAGAUCUCCAUCCAGCCUGGGAAGCACAGCAUCUUCCCUGCCCUCCCGCACCACGGGCAGGAGAGGAGGUCCAAGAUCGUAGGCAACACUGUGAACCCCGUCUGGCAGGCUGAGCAAUUCAGUUUUGUGUCUUUGCCCACGGACGUGCUGGAAAUUGAGGUGAAGGACAAGUUCGCUAAGAGCCGUCCCAUCAUCAAACGCUUCUUGGGGAAGCUGUCGAUGCCCGUUCAGAGACUUCUGGAGAGACACGCCAUAGGGGAUAGGGUGGUCAGCUACACACUUGGCCGCAGGCUUCCAACAGAUCAUGUGAGUGGACAACUGCAAUUCCGAUUUGAGAUCACUUCCUCCAUCCACCCAGAUGACGAGGAGAUGUCCCUGAGCACCGAGCCUGAGUCAGCAGAAGUUCAGGACAGCCCCAUGAACAACCUGAUGGAGAGCAGCGGUGGGGAGCCUGUGCACGACGCCCAGGAGCCCUCAGAGAGCUCCAAGCCAGAGCAGCCAAGUGAGGGCAGCGCCCUGGACAGUCCGCGGGCCCUGAGCCUGGAGCUGGCCGUUGAGGAAGAAGCAGGCGCCACCGCGGCAGGAGACGAUGGCCCAGGCUCUAUGAGACCUGAAGGGGCUGCAGAGCUCCUGGCCCUGGCGCAAGAGGACGCCCAGCCUGCCCCGAGUGCAGAAGAGCUGGCGGAGAGACUGGACCUGGGUGAGGAGACUCCGUGCACGCUGUUGGAAGGCGGUGAGGUCCCGGCCUGCCUGGAGGAGUCCCUGGAGGAGGAGGCAGGCACAGAGAACGGGGCUGCAGGGGAGAGGGAGGAGAAGGGUCCCGGGGAGGAAGAGGAGGAGGAAGGUGAAGUACCCACCCUGGAGCAGGGAGAGGCCAGGCUGCAGCUGCGGCCCUCGGUGAAGAGAAAAAGCAGGCCAUGCUCCUUGCCUGUGUCCGAGCUGGAGACGGUGAUCGCGUCCGCCUGCGGGGACCCCGAGACCCCACGGACACACUACAUCCGCAUCCACACCCUGCUGCAUAGCAUGCCCUCGGCCCAGGGCGGCAGCGCGGAGGAUGAGGACGGCGUGGAGGAGGAGGCCACCCUCAAGGACUCCUCGGAGAAGGAUGGGCUCAGCGAGGUGGACACGGUGGCUGCUGACCCGCCUGCCCUGGCACAGGACGGGCCUGAGUCCGAGGGGGCGACUCCAGGCUCGGCGCCCCUGGGCCACUCCCCCGGCUUGGCCAAUGGCGCCGUCCUGGACGGCGACACGCACCCCAGCACCGGGAGUGAGAGCGACUCCAGCCCCCGGCAGGGCGGGGACCACAGCUGCGAGGGCUGUGACGCGUCGUGCUGUAGCCCCUCCUGCUACAGCUCCUCGUGCUACAGCACGUCCUGCUACAGCUCCUCCUGCUACAGCGCCUCCUGCUACAGCCCCUCCUGCUACAACGGCAACAGGUUCGCCAGCCACACGCGCUUCUCCUCGGUGGACAGCGCCAAGAUCUCCGAGAGCACCGUGUUCUCCUCGCAAGAGGACGAGGAGGAGGAGAACAGCGCGUUCGAGUCGGUGCCGGACUCGGUGCAGAGCCCCGAGCUGGACGCCGAGUCCACGAACGGUGCUGGGCCGUGGCACGACGAGUUGACCGUGCCCGGAGGGAACGUGGCGAGAACCGCCGAAGGUCUGGAGUCCCCGGUGGCAGGGCCAAGCAGCAGGAGAGAAGGUGAAUGUCCUAUACUCCAUAAUUCCCAGCCAGUAAGCCAGCUUCCUUCCUUGAGGCCCGAACAUCAUCACUACCCAACAAUCGAUGAGCCUCUUCCACCAAACUGGGAAGCUCGAAUUGACAGCCACGGGAGGGUCUUUUAUGUGGACCAUGUGAACCGCACGACCACCUGGCAGCGGCCGACAGCAGCAGCCACGCCGGACGGGAUGCGGAGAUCCGGGUCCAUCCAGCAGAUGGAGCAACUCAACAGGCGGUAUCAAAAUAUUCAGCGAACCAUUGCAACAGAGAGGCCUGAAGAUGAUUCUGGCAGCCAGAGCUGUGAGCAAGUUCCAGCGGGAGGAGGCGGAGGUGCAGGGAGUGACUCGGAGGCUGAAUCUUCCCAGUCCACCUUAGAUCUGAGGAGAGAAGGGUCGCUUUCUCCAGUGAACUCGCAAAAAAUCACCUUGCUGCUACAGUCCCCAGCAGUCAAGUUCAUCACCAACCCUGAGUUCUUCACUGUGCUGCAUGCCAACUAUAGUGCCUACCGAGUCUUCACUAGUAGCACCUGCUUAAAGCACAUGAUUCUGAAAGUCCGACGGGAUGCUCGCAAUUUCGAACGCUACCAGCACAAUCGGGACUUGGUGAAUUUCAUCAACAUGUUUGCAGACACUCGGCUGGAGCUGCCCCGGGGCUGGGAGAUCAAAACAGACCAGCAGGGAAAGUCUUUUUUCGUGGACCACAACAGUCGAGCUACCACUUUCAUUGACCCCCGGAUCCCUCUUCAGAACGGUCGUCUUCCCAAUCAUCUGACUCAUCGACAGCACCUCCAGAGGCUCCGAAGUUACAGUGCCGGAGAGGCUUCAGAAGUCUCUAGAAACAGAGGAGCCUCUUUGCUGGCCAGGCCAGGACACAGCCUAGUAGCCGCUAUUCGAAGCCAGCAUCAACAUGAGGCACUGCCACUGGCAUAUAAUGACAAGAUUGUGGCAUUUCUCCGCCAGCCAAACAUUUUUGAAAUGCUGCAAGAACGUCAGCCCAGCUUGGCAAGGAACCAUGCACUCAGGGAGAAAAUCCAUUACAUUCGGACCGAGGGUAAUCACGGGCUUGAAAAGUUGUCCUGUGAUGCAGACCUCGUCAUUUUGCUGAGUCUCUUUGAAGAAGAGAUCAUGUCCUACGUCCCCCUGCAGUCUGCCUUCCACCCUGGGUAUAGCUUCUCUCCCCGCUGUUCACCCUGUUCCUCACCUCAGAACUCCCCAGGUUUACAGAGAGCCAGUGCAAGAGCCCCUUCACCUUACAGGAGAGACUUUGAGGCCAAGCUCCGCAAUUUCUACCGAAAACUGGAAGCCAAAGGAUUUGGUCAGGGUCCAGGGAAAAUUAAGCUCAUUAUUCGUCGAGACCACUUGCUGGAAGGAACCUUCAAUCAGGUGAUGGCCUAUUCCCGGAAAGAACUCCAGCGAAACAAGCUCUAUGUUACCUUUGUCGGCGAGGAAGGCCUGGACUACAGUGGUCCUUCUCGAGAGUUCUUCUUCCUUUUGUCUCAGGAGCUCUUCAACCCUUACUACGGACUCUUUGAGUACUCUGCAAAUGAUACGUACACGGUGCAGAUCAGCCCCAUGUCUGCGUUUGUAGAAAACCAUCUUGAAUGGUUCAGGUUCAGCGGUCGCAUCUUAGGCCUGGCUCUGAUCCAUCAGUACCUUCUCGAUGCUUUCUUCACGAGGCCCUUCUAUAAGGCGCUCCUGAGGCUGCCCUGCGAUUUGAGCGACCUGGAGUAUCUGGACGAGGAGUUCCACCAGAGCUUGCAGUGGAUGAAGGACAACAACAUCACAGAUAUCCUAGACCUCACUUUCACCGUUAAUGAAGAGGUUUUUGGACAGGUAACAGAAAGGGAGUUGAAAUCUGGGGGAGCCAACACCCAGGUGACAGAGAAGAACAAGAAGGAGUACAUCGAGAGGAUGGUGAAGUGGCGGGUGGAGCGCGGCGUGGUGCAGCAGACGGAGGCACUGGUGCGGGGCUUCUACGAGGUUGUAGACUCAAGGCUCGUCUCCGUGUUCGAUGCCAGGGAGCUGGAGCUGGUGAUAGCUGGUACUGCAGAGAUCGACCUGAACGACUGGCGGAACAACACCGAGUACCGGGGAGGUUAUCAUGAUGGGCAUCUUGUGAUCCGCUGGUUCUGGGCUGCAGUGGAGCGCUUCAACAAUGAGCAGAGACUGAGGCUACUUCAGUUUGUCACAGGAACAUCAAGUGUGCCCUAUGAAGGCUUCGCAGCCCUACGAGGGAGCAACGGGCUUCGGCGUUUCUGCAUAGAGAAAUGGGGGAAAAUCACAUCUCUCCCAAGGGCACACACAUGCUUCAACCGGUUGGAUCUUCCACCAUACCCCUCGUACUCUAUGUUGUAUGAAAAGCUGUUGACAGCAGUAGAAGAAACCAGCACCUUUGGACUUGAGUGAGGAAAUGGAACCUCGUCUGACAUCUUCCUGUCCAGCGACAUCACCCUUUCUGGGACGACCCUCCUUCCCCUUUCCCUCAAUCAAUCUCCAUUGAUUUUGGUAUUUCAUUAUUUUUAUUUUCAAACCAAAUCAGGAUUGACUAAAGCUGUGCAUGAAGAACUGCCUUCUUCUAAGAUCUAAUCUUCAGGCUUAUCUCCUCUGUUUUCAGUGAACUGCUAGCCUGUAUGCAAUAUUAAAAAAAGAAAAAGCAACUGUCUCAAGGUCUGUGUAUAUCUCCACAUACCUCCAUUACUAACAAUGAAAUAUGAAUGCAAGUUAUGCUACACUUGACCAAAUGGUAAUAAAUGUUUACUUCCAUUUUUAUCAUGUCAGGAAAAAUUUGAGCAUUAAGCAUUCCAAGCUUUGAUAUGCCCAUGUCUUCUGACCAGAGCCUCCAUUUUUUUAAAAUCAUUUUUCACAACCAAAUCCAGUUCUAGCAACUGAUCAACUCUUUGUUUUUCUCCCACUCUAUUUCUUGUAUGCAUACCAUCCACCCAAAGGACAGCAGUGGCAAAACUGAAAUUUUUAUCCAUUCAAUUCAUGAUUCCUAAGUGACAUCAUCAGUCCCAUCGGCUGGAACUAGCCUAGACAUACGGUGCAAAUAUGACACUUCCAACCAUUAACAAUGGCAAGAGAAACAUGUGCUGAUGCAACGCAGUGCAUCCCAGUGGUUGUGGGGAUUCAGAGAAGUCUAGGAGAGAAAGCAUCCCCAAUGAAUGUUCACCACAUAAGAAGCACCAACUUGUGCACAUGUCUAAGAAGAAAGUCUUUUUGAUUGAUGUAACAUGAAGGACGAGGCUCCACCCCCCACUACGUUGUAUAAAACAUGGUUAAGCAAAUGGGAGAAAGGGAAGAAGGACAUGUUAUAUUGGUUUGAAUACCUGAAUUCUGUGCUGUUCUGUUUAGCGUCGCAAAGGAAAAAAAAAGUAUAUUCUCGUGACUUUUGUUACAGUCAGGUAUUGCUUGCUUGUCAGACGAUUUUUUUUUUAACUUUGAUAUUUUUUCAUGUUUUUUUUUCCUUAAUCAUGGUGUUCAAGUUUCUUCACAUCUGACUAUCUACAGGGACCACGUUAAAUGAGAAGCUGCAGAGAGUGAUGGUGCUCAUUAGGGGUCAAGGGCAAUAUAGAACUUCUUCUUCACCCAUAGCAAUCUUCCUGGGUCAGAAACAUAACAUGCGAAAGGCACAUUGGUUUGUGUCAAAAUAAAUAUCCAAUUUCUUUUAAUAUUCAGUAAAAAAAUAUCUCAGAAAACUUAGUAUUUCUAGAAAAACAGUUGCAGGCUCCAAAGACAGCCUAACCUCCCAAUAACAUUUGAAAUAAACCCAACUGUACUGGUCAUUUACUAUUUUUCUAACCUUGUUAACCAUAUUGUCUGAAAUAUGUCCUAAUGAAAGUGUUUUCCUUCACUGGGAAAAGAACAGCUUAAGAGACUCGAUGAUUUAAAUGUCACAUUGUUGUUUUCAAUAUAUUAAAAUAAGGGGCAAUGGGAGACAUGUAAGACAAAGUUCUUUUCAGCUAGAGCCAUGUCCAGUGGCUUACUCUUCCGUUUAUGUCUGGGUGAUACGUGAUUUAUGGUCCCUGCACUCUAAAAUAAAACUUUCCUUUUUUUUU